This is a messenger RNA of Acanthosepion pharaonis, 1014 nucleotides long. Lineage: Eukaryota; Metazoa; Mollusca; Cephalopoda; Sepiida; Sepiidae. The record is from the annotation of a GenBank genome assembly.
AUGUCUUUUUCUUCUUUCUAUGUCCAGCUCCUUCAUAAAUCAUAUCAUAACUCAAUCGAAGUAGAAGAUAAUCACGGCGAAGAGUUUCUUUCUGUCUUUGUUCGUUACAUUUCUUGUGAUUCGCCAUAUUUUUUUUUUACUUCCUUUUGCCGCCUUUUCCCUCCAUAUUCAUCAUCGCUUCUAUGUGCUUUUUUUCCUUUUAUUUAUUCAUCUAUUUUGAUCGUUUUAAUUCGGAUUCUUUUUUUUUCUUAUAAUUAUUUGUAUCUCCAACAUAAGCCCUUCCUCUACGUCUUCUUCUUAUUAUUCAAUUUAAAUAUUUAUUUCACUUGUGCCCACAAUCAACAACUAUUCCUCCAUCUUUGUUUUGUUCCUUUUUUGUCUUUUUUAUCAUCAAAAUCAUCUUCUUCUACUUCCCUUUCUUCUUCUUCUUCUUCUUCUUCUUCUUCUUCUUCUACUUCUUCUACUUCCUCUUCUUCUUCUUCUUCUACUUCUUCUACUUCCUCUUCUUCUUCGUCUUCUUCUUCUUCUACUACUACUCCCUCUUCUUCUUCUUUUCUUCUUCUUCUUCUUCAAUUUACAUAUUUAUUUCACUUGUGCCCACAAUCAACAACUAUUCCUCCAUCUUUGUUUUGUUACUGUUGUUCCUUUUUUGUCUUUUUUUAUCAUCGUAAUCAUCUUCUUCUUCUUCUACUUCCUCUUCUUCUUCUUCUUUUCUUCUUCUUCUUCUUCAAUUUAAAUAUCUAUUUCACUUAUGCCCACAAUCAACUACUAUUCCUCCAUCUUUGUUUUGCUACUGUUUUUCCUUUUUUGUCUUUUUUAUCAUCAUCUUCAACAUCAUCAUCAUUGUCUUCUUCUUUUUCUUCUUCUUCUUCUUCUUCUUCUUCUUCUUCUUCUUCUUCUUCUUCUUCUUCUUCUCGCAACUCCUUUUCCCAAUUCUACUUCAGUGAUUAUCCUUCGACAUUUUCCCCCUCCUUAGGCAGCACCUUAACGUUAUUCUUAUCAUCCGUAUUCUAA